Messenger RNA from Arachis stenosperma, 1467 nucleotides. RefSeq lists its product as uncharacterized. Gene Ontology annotation, biological process: rRNA 5'-end processing. The record is from RefSeq and is a predicted model, not a curated record. The coding region runs from base 377 to 1066 and encodes 229 amino acids. The transcript is spliced from 6 exons. Lineage: Eukaryota; Viridiplantae; Streptophyta; Magnoliopsida; Fabales; Fabaceae.
GAAUCCAAUAGUCUAACUGCCUAAGGUGGUUUAAAAUUGAGCAAAGGCAGAAAGGGAUAUCAAGCAAGAUAGGACAAAGUCAAUAAUAAGACUUUACGGCAAGACAAGGUAGAACAAGAUUAGUCUUACCUAAAUCUAAUUCGUUUUUUCUUCUUUUUCCCAAUUCUCUGUCCACAGGCCUCCAUCGUCCUCCUCUCUCUCUCUUCCCUCCUCCUUCUUCCUUUGCCAUUGUCAUUUCUCUCCGCCACCACUCACUCCGCCAUUGCUGCCCUCCUUUCUUCUUUCUCCUCUUCUCCCGCUCUUCCUUCCUUCCUCCGCCAUUGCUUUGUGUCUCUGUCCCUCUCUCGAACAUACACACACACACUCUCUCUCUUCAAUGUUGACGCUGCAGCGAUUUCUGUUUGAACCAAUUCACAAGCCUUUCCUACUCAAUCCUCCUUCUUCUAAAACGCCGUCGUUUCAGCAACACCGUGUUUGGAGGACCAGAAUCAUAAAGGGUGCAAUAGCAGAGUUAGAAGGAGACCUAGAGCUUCCACCAAACGCGGUUCGGAGAAAGAGGGACCCAAAUUGGAGAGGUGGCUUCAGCCUCGGAAUUGAUUUGGGCAUGGCCCGCACUGGCCUUGCCCUCACUAAAGGCUUCAACAUUCGCCCUUUAACCGUUUUGGAACUGCGAGGACAGAAGCUUGAGCUCAAGAUAAUUAACAUAGCUGAACAACAGGAGGCUGAUGAGUUUAUAAUUGGACUUCCGAGAUCUUCUGAUGGGAAGGAGACGCCGCAAUCUAACAUUGUUCGUAGUGUGGCAGGAAGACUCGCCGUUCGAGCUGCCGAGAGGGGUUGGAGAGUAUACCUACAGGAUGAACAUGGAACAACAACAGAGGCAGUAAAUCGGAUGAUCACUAUGGGUCUAAGUAAGUCCUCUCAGCACAGGAAGCUUGAUGCCUAUGCUGCCAUGGCAGAACAAAACGCAGUUCUAAAACAUUUUAUAUAUUUUUCUUCAGAUGGUAUUGGAAAGAUACCUAUCCACAUCAGGUCAGGGUACCGAACUUGUUCUGCCCAAGAACCUUGAAUUACAAGAAAAACUUCGAAGGGGUCCUCCCAAAGAUGCCGAUUUUUUCUCGGAUGAAGAUUAAUAUAAGUACAUGCUUUUUGGCUAUUAGCCUCUAUAGAGAAUCCUAGAGAUUUUUAAGUGGUCAAACACCCAUGGGGGAAUCUUAUUUGAGCUGUUCUUUUCAGAUUGCAAGCUAGCUUGAGGAUGUUGUGGGGAAAAUAUUCCAACAAUCAGUAUCAUGACGAUGGAUUAAAUUAUCCUUGUAUGAGUACCAAAUUUAACUACUCAUUUAGCUGUCUAUAGAUCCUACCAACGUUUUUUCCGACUGUUUAAAUGUAAAACAUGUCCAUUCAAGAUAUGAGUAUUCGAAGCAUUACAAUUAUGAUAAGCAUUUAUACUAACUAAUAUUGUUUCUUUAA